CCCACUGCACACAGAACUACAAUUCUCACAAAGGUGAACUACAUCUCCCAUGGGGCUUCAGGCGCGCGCAGGCGACGCAGAGACAGCUUCCUGCCCUGCAGAAAAUUGAGUGCGGGAGAACCGGAAGCAUGGCUGAAAACGACACAGACAAAAUCCAGACUGAGAAACUCCUGAAAAGAAUACAAGAACUGGAAGAGGAAGUACGACAACUUAGAGAACAAGUCAACAAUAAGGGCUUAAACAUUAGAGAAAAUUCUUCUGGAACAAGAAAAGCUAAGCGUCCAUUUGAUUUUAAUGCCCAUGGUCGAAGACAUGUAGCCCUAAAGAUAGCCUAUCUAGGUUGGGGAUACCAGGGCUUUGCCAGUCAGGAAAAUACAAACAAUACUAUUGAAGAAAAACUGUUUGAGGCUUUGACCAAGACUCGACUAGUAGAAAGCAGACAAACAUCCAACUAUCAUCGAUGUGGACGAACAGACAAAGGAGUUAGUGCCUUUGGACAGGUGAUUUCUCUUGACCUCCGUUCUCAUCUCCCAAGAGGCAGGGAUUCAGAGGAUCUCAGUUUAAAUGAUGGAGUCAACUCUGCUGCUAAAGAGAUCCGUUACACCCACAUCCUCAAUCGGGUGCUCCCUCCAGACAUUCGUGUACUGGCCUGGGCUCCUGUAGAACCCAGUUUCAGUGCGAGGUUCAGUUGUCUUGAGCGGACUUACCGCUAUUUUUUCCCUUGUGCUGACUUAGAUGUUUUAGCCAUGAAUCAUGCAGCUCAGAAGUAUGUUGGUACACAUGAUUUUAGGAAUUUGUGUAAAAUGGAUGUAGCCAAUGGAGUGAUUAAUUUUCAGAGGACUAUUCUGUCUGCUCAAGUGCAGCUAGUAGGCCAGAGCUUGGGUGAAGAGAGAUGGCAUGAACCUUUCCAAUUGUGUCAGUUUGAAGUGACUGGCCAGGCAUUCCUUUAUCAUCAAGUCCGUUGUAUGAUGGCUAUCCUCUUUCUGAUUGGCCAAGGGAUGGAGAAGCCAGAUAUUAUUGAUGAGCUGCUGAAUAUAGAGAAAAAUCCCCAAAAGCCUCAAUACAGUAUGGCCGUAGAAUUUCCUCUAGUCUUGUAUGACUGUAAGUUUGACAACAUCAAGUGGAUCUAUGACCGGGAGGUUCAGGAGUUCAAUGUUACCCACUUACAACAACUCUGGGCUAAUCACGCAGUUAAAACUCACAUGUUGUAUAAUAUGCUACAAGGACUGGAAUCUGUUGCAGUACCCUGUGAGACAGGGCCAAAGGUGGAUGAAGUGACAGAAUGGAGAAACGUUAAGCCUUCUGUUAUAAAGCAAGCCAGUGCCUUUGUAGAAGGAGUGAAAAUGCGCACAUAUAAACCCCUAAUGGAUCGUCCUAGAUGCCAAGGAUUAGAAUCCCGGAUCCAGCAUUUUGUACGUAAAGGUCGCAUCGAGCACCCACAUACAUUCUGUGAGGAAGAAACAAAAACCAAAUGGGACUGUAAUGACCCACUAGAGGAAGAAAAUGCUAUUUUGGAGAAACCCUCAAAGAGAAUCUGUGUUGACAAAGAAAUUAGAAGCACCAUUUAACCAUAAAAAACUCACAGAUUUGGGCAGGGGUAGAUAGCAUAAUAGUCAUGCAAAGAGACUGUCAUGCCUGAGGCUUCAAAGUCCCAGGUUCAAUCCCCUGCACCACCAUAAUAAGCCAGAGCUGAACAGUGGUGCUCUGGUUUUAAAAAAAAAAAAAAAAAGGAAAGAAAAGAAAA
Erinaceus europaeus (western European hedgehog) is the source of this 1744-nucleotide messenger RNA. It is a transcript of the gene PUS3, whose product is annotated as pseudouridine synthase 3. Gene Ontology annotation, cellular component: cytoplasm; nucleus. The record is from RefSeq and is a predicted model, not a curated record. The coding region runs from base 129 to 1568 and encodes 479 amino acids. Gene Ontology annotation, molecular function: pseudouridine synthase activity; RNA binding. NCBI's taxonomy places the organism in Eukaryota, Metazoa, Chordata, Mammalia, Eulipotyphla, Erinaceidae. Gene Ontology annotation, biological process: mRNA pseudouridine synthesis; tRNA pseudouridine synthesis. The transcript is spliced from 5 exons.